Messenger RNA from Tauraco erythrolophus (red-crested turaco), 1115 nucleotides. NCBI's taxonomy places the organism in Eukaryota, Metazoa, Chordata, Aves, Musophagiformes, Musophagidae. The record is from RefSeq and is a predicted model, not a curated record.
GGAGCCCUGAAAACCAGGAGACGUAUGUUUUUAACUUGACGUCGCUCACCGAGUCUGAAAACAUCUUGUCUGCUUCGGUGUAUUAUUAUAUCGGUGAUCUGCUGCCUGCUAAGUCAAACCGUUCGCGAUCCGGAGGCUGUUCUCGUCACGGGCUCGAGAAACCUGAUGUUCAGGUACAUCUUUCCGUUUGGACCUUUCCUUCUGUUGGGAACCGGACUCGGAGACUGGGACGUUUCCUGAUAAACGUCUCCGCCGCGCACCAGGAUGUCCUUUCCUGGCAGCGGAAGGACAUCACUCAGCUCCUGCCCGAAGCAAAACAAAACGAGGAACUCCUGAUCGGUGUCAAAAUGGAUGUGACUGACCAUCGCCCUUGGAAAAGGGCACCUUCUCGCUAUGAACCCUACGUUCUGAUUUAUGCCAAUGAUUCUGCUAUUUCAGAGCCAGAGAAUGUUGUCUCUAGUUUGCAAGGGCACCGUCGUCCUCUGACAAGGGUCUUUCCUGGGCCAGAAAACCAUGUGAGGAGCGGCCUCGGGAAGCGGCGGCGAAAACGCUCCACAAAGGUCCUGUUGCCAUUGCAGAAUAACGAGCUUCCAGGAGCCGAGUACCAGUACGACGAGGAUGAGAGAUGGGAAGACAGAAAACCGUACAAACUCUUUCAGCCACGGUUAGCAGAGAGGGCGAAGAGUAAGAUAAAGCAGAGGAAGAAUCAUCAGCAGAAGAGCCAGACUCUACAGUUUGAUGAGCGAACGCUGAAGAAGGCGAGGAGGAAGCAGUGGAACGAGCCAAGGUAUUGCACCCGACGCUAUCUCAAGGUGGACUUUGCGGACAUUGGCUGGAGCGAGUGGAUUAUUUCCCCAAAAUCUUUCGAUGCCUACUACUGCUCAGGGGAAUGCCAAUUUCCAAUUCCAAAGGCCUUGAAGCCAUCCAACCAUGCCACCAUCCAGAGCAUAGUGAGAGCCGUUGGGGUUGUCCCGGGCGUUCCUGAGCCUUGCUGUGUUCCUGACAAAAUGUCUUCUCUCAGUAUCUUAUUCUUCGAUGAAAAUAAAAACGUGGUUCUUAAGGUGUACCCCAACAUGACAGUGGAAUCCUGUGCGUGCCGAUAACAUCUCUGGAGA